This is a messenger RNA of Cuculus canorus (common cuckoo), 2854 nucleotides long. RefSeq names its product fibromodulin (gene FMOD). Gene Ontology annotation, molecular function: protein binding. NCBI's taxonomy places the organism in Eukaryota, Metazoa, Chordata, Aves, Cuculiformes, Cuculidae. The transcript is spliced from 3 exons. Bases 307 to 1449 code for a protein of 380 amino acids. The record is from RefSeq and is a predicted model, not a curated record.
GAGAGAGAGAGAGAGAGAGAGAGAGAGAGAGAGGAAAGAAAAAGCAGGUUAUUUAUAUCGCCAGGCAGCAUUAGGGUCUCUUCAGUCUCUCCUGCAAACUGGCUGCUGCUGGGAGGUCACUCCCCAAAAAAUCUGCCGAGCCCGUGACCUACAAGCACAAUAUUUGAUCUGGCAUCUAGGGCAGGCACCAGGCUUUGCAAAUCCGGAGACACACUCACAUGCUGCUUGACACACAGGAGAUCCUGGAGAAGAGCAGCAAGUCUUUGGAAAGGAGGCUCUUAGCUUGAUCCCUCCAGCAUCAACACCAUGCAUUGGGCUGCUCUCCUGAUCAUUGCUGGGCUCUGUGGAGCCUCCCUGGGCCAGUACAAUGAAGAAGAAGACAUGGCUUGGUUACAGUACUACAUGAGGCAGUCCCGGAUGUCCUCCUACAACUACAUGCCCUACUAUGAGGAUGAGAACACCCCAUACGUGUACUCUUACCUCCCAGCUCCGGAGACAGAGGCAGAGCCUGUCCCUGAACCUCAGCAAACCUCUUCCUGGCAGUGUCCCCAAGAGUGUGAUUGCCCCCCUAACUUCUCAUCAGCCAUGUACUGUGACACGCGGCACCUGAGGUACUUGCCUUUUGUGCCUACGCGGAUGAAAUACGUCUACUUCCAGAACAACCAGAUCACUGCCAUCCAGGAGGGGGCUUUUGAUAAUGCCACGGAGCUGGAAUGGCUCGCACUGCACAACAACCAGAUCUCCAGUGAGAAGAUGGGCAAGAGGGUCUUUGCCAAGCUCAAAAGCCUGGAGAGGUUGUACUUGAACAAUAACAACCUAACCAAGAUGCCCAGCCCCUUGCCUCGGUCCCUGAGAGAGCUCCACUUGUCUUACAAUCAGAUCUCCAAGGUCCCCUCCAAUGCUCUAGAGGGUCUAGAGAACCUCACAGCCCUGUACCUCAGCCAUAACUUCAUUUUUGAGAUGGGAGCAUCCCUCAAAGGGCUGAAGUCCUUGAUCCUUGCUGAUUUGAGCUACAACCACCUCAGGAGAGUCCCUGAUGGGCUCCCAAUGGCUUUGGAACAGCUCUACCUAGAGUACAACUACAUCAAUACCAUCCCUGAUGACUAUUUCAAGGUCUCUCCCAAGCUGCUCUAUGUACGGAUGUCCCACAACAGCCUGACAAAUCAAGGUCUUUCUAGCAACACUUUCAACAGCAGCAGCAUCCUCGAGCUGGACCUCUCUUACAACAGGCUCCAGAAGAUCCCCCGGGUCAACACCAACCUUGAGAACCUCUACCUUCAAGGGAACCAAAUCAAUGAAUUCUCCAUCAGCAGCUUCUGCACUGUGGUGGACGUCAUGAACUACUCUAGGCUCCAGGUCCUGCGGCUCGACGGUAAUGAGAUCAAGCGAAACGCGGUGCCCCCUGACGCCCCGCUGUGCCUGCGACGUGCCACCGUCAUUGAGAUCUAGCCUGGCCAUCAUGUGGCCCCCUCCUCAUCCUCAGGACUUGGCUCCCUGGUUCCUGGGGAGAUGCUCACUACCAUUUUAAUGCAGCUUUGACAGUUUGACUUAGCUUCCGCAACAGAGCAAUAAGGAUACUCCAACACCAGCCCACAUAGGUGGAAAGGAUCCAUUUGUCCCCAAACACUCCCUCUUCCCACCUCCCCAGCCAUGCAGAGUAGGACAGAUCCCAGCACGGUUUCCCCUCCAGAGUCACCCAAAGUGCUGCACCCCUCUUCAUCUUCUCCCUUGGUUUGGAUGGGAUGCAGGAGGGCAGAGCUCAUCCCACCUCCAACCUGGGGCACUGAGCAUCUGACCCCAGAGGGGAGGGGUUCAGGUGAAGGUCCUGCAGAACCAGCAGAUCUAAAAUGACUCACCCUGGGCCAUGUGCCAGCAGUCACUGAAACGAGCAUCUGGGAGGCUGGGAGCUACACAAGUAAAGAUUUCCUGGCUGCCAGCAUCCCUCAGUCUAGGAUGGGGAAGAGCAAACCCACUCUUCCCAUUCUGUUUUCCCUCCUUCUUCAGCCCCCUGCUCCAGAGAUAAAGGUGUUCAAGGCCAGGCUGGAUGGGGUUUUGAACAUCCUGAUCAAGUGGCAGGGGGGUGGAACUGGAUGGGCUCCGAGGUCCCUUCCAGCCCAACCCAUUCAAUGAUUCUAUGAAACCUUUCCUCCCGCAGCCAAGCAGCUGCCAGCUGCUGAGGUUGGAGAGAAACACCCUGAGAUGCAGCCAUGGUUGAAGGGAGUGUCUCAUUGUCUUCCUAGACCACUGGCGAGGGAUGGAGCAGGUUCUGGUGCUUUCACUCCUGCACACCCAGCUCCAUCCCACCCACUCAUUCGGCUCCCAGCUCCCUCCCUGCUCAGGCAUCCAAGGUCUCCCACUUCUAAAACAAUCACAGUGACACACGCAUCUGCAGCACGUUUGAAUUCACCAAAAGCACAAACCCACCUAACUUGGUACCUUGGAUGGUUUAGUUUAAGAACCAAAAGGGACAGCUGGGCUUCGGAGAUGACCUCUGAAGCUGCAGAGGUCGUCCAGACCCUCCGCAUUUCCACUGCAUGCAAACACUAUAGAAACAAAAAAAGCCAAAAAAACCUGUACUAUCACCGAUGCAUGAACUGUAGAAUCAUACCAGUGAAUAAAGCCCUUUCUCUAACUGCACAAAACGUGUCUGAAGAAUACCAAAGAGACAAGGGGCUGAGCAUCUGGGCUGCUCUGAGCGCAGUAACCUCCCCUCUCACAAACCAGAUCUUCCUGCAGCCAUAAUCCAGGCUGGAUUUGCCGUCUAGUGGUUGUACCAGACACGGCAUGUGUAUACCCUUCCUUCUCCACACCGAGGAGCUGCUGCUCCUGGCACAUCCCAGGUAGGGACCAUGCA